Molecule: messenger RNA, 2533 nt
Organism: Carassius gibelio (silver crucian carp)
Lineage: Eukaryota; Metazoa; Chordata; Actinopteri; Cypriniformes; Cyprinidae
Gene: poli
Product: polymerase (DNA directed) iota
Exons: 10
Coding region: 136-2262 (708 amino acids)
Biological process (GO): translesion synthesis
Molecular function (GO): DNA-directed DNA polymerase activity; damaged DNA binding
Source: RefSeq, a predicted model, not a curated record
AGGUGCCAGUAAAAUGUCAGCAAAUGCUGUAUGUUUUGUUUAGUUGGCGACAUGUUUUUCUGUCGUUAAAAGUGCUAUUUUAUCUGUUUUGUAUGAUCAUAUAUCCACAUAUCUGUCUCUUGCGUUGAAGUAAAUAUGGACACGGACGAGGAGGAAAACAAUGACUGGGAUCGAAGUUUGGAGUCGGACAUGCUGGAGACGGAAGGAAGUUCCACUGACAGAGCUACAUCCAAAUCUCAGAGAGUGAUCCUGCACUUUGACCUGGAUUGCUUCUAUGCACAAGUGGAGAUGAUCCGAAAUCCGGCCCUCAGGACCAAACCUCUUGGGAUACAGCAGAAGUACAUAAUUGUGACGUGUAAUUAUGUGGCAAGAGAGCAAGGCGUGAACAAACUGAUGUCAGUGACUGAUGCCGUGGAGAAAUGCCCACAGCUGGUGCUAGUGAAAGGAGAAGAUCUCACACAUUACAGAGAGAUGUCCUACAAAGUCACUGAAUUGCUGAUGUCAUACUGCCCACUAGUGGAAAGGCUGGGCUUUGACGAAAACUUCAUGGACGUUACAGAAAUGGUGGAGAGAAGACUAAAGGAGACCUGUAUUUCAGAUCUCUCCUUCAACGGACACAUAUACAAACAUGAAAGUAUGGCAGUUGAUGAGGAGAACGUCCGACUGGCUGUCGGCUCUGUGAUAGCAGCUGAGAUGAGGCAGGCCAUCUUCAGCACGCUGGGACUAACCGGCUGUGCUGGCAUCGCUAGCAGCAAACUCUUAGCCAAACUAGUGUCUGGGACCUUUAAACCAAACCAGCAAACCACCCUCCUGCCGUACAGCACCGCUGAGCUCAUGAGCAGCCUCACAGGACUAAUCAAAGUGCCUGGGAUUGGUUACAAGACACGUGAGAAGUUAAAGGCUUUGGGUCUGAUCAGUGUGAGAGAUCUUCAGUUAUAUCCUCUGCCUGACCUGGUGAGGGAGUUCGGUGAAGUGACUGCUAAAAAGAUUCAAAACCUUUCCUGUGGCAUCGAUGACUCUCCAGUCACACCGGCUGGUCCCCCUCAGUCUCUCAGCGAUGAGGACUCAUUCAAAAGAAUUUCCACUUUAGAGGAAGUUCAAAAGAAAAUUGAGGAACUACUCAUCAGCCUUACCGAGAGGAUGCACAAAGAUGGCAGGCAGCCACACACAUUCAGACUAACAAUUCGCCGAUACACGGUCACCAAUCGCUGGUUCAGUCGAGAGAGCCGACAGUGUCCUAUACCCAACCACACUGGGCUCAAGAUCACCUGCGGAAGCAGCGAGGCUGUGCCUCAGUUACUGGCACUGUCAGUGAAGCUAUUUCAUAAAAUGGUGGACACACGCGAGCCGUUCCAUCUGACCCUGCUGAAUGUGUGUUUUAGUAACCUGCAGGCUAAAGGCUCUAGCAAGAGCUCCAUCACCUCUUUCUUUACACAGAAAUGUCCUACAACAACACGAAUGACAUCUCAACACCAGGUGGAACCUGAUAUCUGUGAGCCUGCUGUAAACUCCCAGUUCACUCAGCCAGAUGUUUUACAUAAAGAAGAUAAAACAUGGAUCAGCAUGAAACCCAUAAAACACACAUGGCUUUCUCCAACCCGAGAAUUACAAACACAGCCACCCUUCAUCAACUCCAACUCUCCCAGGCCGCCUGUUUUAGAGCACUCACAAGAUACAAGCAUGAACACAACAGAGUCUUGUUUGAGCAGCGUUCCCGAGAAAACAUUGCGUUCCAGGCUGCCUCCAGGUGUCGAUCCAGAAGUAUUCAAACUCCUUCCUGAACACAUUCAGAUGGAGCUAAUUUCCAGUUUUCAAAGUGAAGACUCCACACAGCUCAAUUACGGACCCACUGCAACAUCUUCUGAAGAUGCUGACCCAGCAGAUCAUUUCACGUUGGCUUUUAAACAACCAGAACCUUGUGAGUCAGCACUGAAUUAUAACAGAAAUUCUUUGUCUCAUAACCAUGAACUCAGCAAGACUUUGCCAUCUACUCGGUCCACCAUGGAAUUAAAUUCUGGACAAGACAGUCAUGAUAUCCCACCUGCCACUCAAUCAGAUGUCCCUGCAAAUGUGGACCCUUAUGUAUUCUCACAACUUCCUGCUGAUGUGCAAAGGGAAUUACUGACAGAGUGGAGAGGGCAGAAACCAGUCCUAAAAAUCCCAUCCAAACACUCGCAUAAAACCUCCAAUACCAGAGACAAGAAGAGUGCUGGUAAAGGCAGCCAGUGUAACAACAUACUGAAAUACUUCAAACCUAACUGAGCACAGAAACACUCAAGUGCCUGUUCAUUAAUACUAAAAAUACAUAUGUAAAUCAGCCUUUGUAGAGGAAUGAAGAAAUGUAAUUCUAUCACCAUUUACUCACCUUCAUGUCAAACCUGUAUGACAUACUUUCUUCCACUGAACACGAAAAGGGAUGCUGGGAAACAAGAUCAUCCUGGUUUGAAGCAAUUAGGGUGAGUAAAUCAUGACAGAAUCUUCAUGUUUCACAUUCAGAUAUGUAUUAUUUUGUUAAUAAAAACUUAUAAAUAAU